AACAUUAUAUGAGGCUUAGAGGAGGAGGAGGAGGAGGAAGAGGGGGAGGGGCAGUGUCCAGCUUCUCCACGGAACCAGCCGAAGAAGAAAAAGAAGAAGGAAAAAAUAAGAAAAAAAGUGAGGCUCAGUCGACGUCAGCGAUGCUUCACCAUCGGGACCAACCUCUGAACUCGGCCUAUGGAGUCAAAGGAGGUUCCAGCGAUGGCUCCUCCUCCUCCUCUUCCUCGCUGCGGAACAGGAAGUGUGACAAAGACGGCAACUUCAACUUCCUCCCGGGCAAAGACAACGAGGGCACCGGCGGGGGAGGGGACGAGAACCGCAACCCGGUGCGUCCCCGCAACUUGGGCCCGCUGGGCCGCGACCUGCCGAACUCCUCUUCCUCCUCUUCGUCGUCCUCCGGCUAUCACCAGAACCCGGGGCUCCUGUCGCCGCGCUCCCGCACGCCCUGCUGGGGCCGCCUGGAGCCGCCGCCCGAAAUGGAUUGCGGGGACGACGGCUACGGCCGGGUGCCCCCCGACGGAGCGGAGGAAGGCCGGCUGCAGGGGGAGGAGGGGAGGAGGCCGACGAAGAUGAGCCACGGCGAGGAGACGAAGGUGGAGACGCGGAGGAGGAAGAGCAGCGUGGCGAGGGAGGAAAUGGAAGACCCGGCGCUGCAGGAGAACGAAGACGAAUGGGGCGACAGCGACUCCGAGUCGGAGGUCAGCCACCGGUCCGGCGGCAGCGCGUCCUCCGUCGCCAUGGACAGCGGCGGCGAGGGGACGCUCAUGGGGGGCUGGGACCGCAUCGGGGUCGGGGAGCCCAAAGCCGACGCCCAGGAGGCCGACGCCCAGGAUGCCGACGCCCAGGAGGCCGACGCCGGCGGAAACGGCGACCGAGAGCCGGCCGGGAGGCGCCGGAGCGUGGGCCGCCGCAGGUCGCUGACGGCGAGCAACCUGGGCAAGCUCCGGGAGGAAUGCGGCGAGGACGAGGGCGCCGACAGGUCCUCGGACUCGGGAGGCGACGCCGUGUGGACGCUGCGAGACCGCGAGCGCUUCAAGGCCCAGGAGAUGGAGAAGCACCAGGAGCAGCUGACCAUGUACCGCCGGCUGGCGCUGAUCCGAUGGGUGCGCACCCUGCAGGGCCGCAUCCAGGAGCAGCAGGACCGCCUGCAGUCCAGCUUCGACGUCAUCCUCACGCAGAGGAAGGAGCUGCUGCGCAUGGGCGUCGCCGCCGCCGUGGCGCUCAGCCAAUCGUAAAGAGAGAGAGAGAGAGAGAGAGACACGGGGUCUGAAACAGGAAGUGGUUUCGUUUGACCUUUCGCCUGAUUUAAAAACAAAAAAAUUUUAAACCAGUCUCCCAUCGUCUUUAAUCUUCACACUCGUGUCGACGAUCGUAAUGAUUUUAUUUUUCCCGGCGACCGGAGCAUCAAUAAGUCGAUCAAUCCCCAAACCGUAAAAGCACUUAAGCGUGAAAUUAUAAUGUUUAUAUCUAUAUAAAAAUAAAAAAGAAUAUUCCGUCUGUUCUCGUUUGUCUUGACCUGUGCGUGAAACUAAAAAGACACUGUACCAAAAAAAUAAGAGAAUAAUGUGUCGAUGUAACAUGCAGGAGAUGAUUUGUACUCUGAGGUCCUGCUGUGUGUGUAUAUAUAUAUGAAAGGUAAAUUAAAAGAAUAAAGUUAUAUGAUAUAUAUCCA
Messenger RNA from Pseudoliparis swirei, 1672 nucleotides. RefSeq lists its product as uncharacterized. The transcript has 2 exons. Bases 9 to 1235 code for a protein of 408 amino acids. The record is from RefSeq and is a predicted model, not a curated record. Lineage: Eukaryota; Metazoa; Chordata; Actinopteri; Perciformes; Liparidae.